Messenger RNA from Pseudopipra pipra, 978 nucleotides. It is a transcript of the gene JMJD8, whose product is annotated as jumonji domain containing 8. NCBI's taxonomy places the organism in Eukaryota, Metazoa, Chordata, Aves, Passeriformes, Pipridae. Gene Ontology annotation, cellular component: cytoplasm. The transcript is spliced from 9 exons. The coding region runs from base 4 to 819 and encodes 271 amino acids. The record is from RefSeq and is a predicted model, not a curated record.
UGCAUGCCGGGGGUCGUAGUUCCGGUGGCGAUGGCGGCGCGGCUGCUCCCGCUGCUCCCGCUGCUGCUGCGCUGGGCCCGGCCCGUCCAGGGCACCGCGCCGCCGGGCGGCGGAUGGCUGGCGGGCUCGGUGCCGGAGGAGGAGCGCUGCACCGUGGAGCGGGUCGAUGCCUCCCUCACAUACUCCCUCUUCCUGCAGCGGUUCGCCUUCUCCCGGCCGGUGAUCCUCGGCGGGGUCACGGACAACUCGGCGUUCCGAGCCCUGUGCACCCGGGAGAAGCUGCUGGCGGCGUUCGGGCCGCUCCCGGUGCGGCUCAGCACGGCCAACACCUACUCGUACCGCAAAGUGGAUGUGCCGUUCCAGGAGUACGUGGAGCGGCUGCUGCAGCCGCAGGACCCGGCCCGGCUGGGCAGUGACACCCUGUACUUCUUCGGCGACAACAACUUCACCGAGUGGGGCCCCCUGUUCCAACACUACGUGCCCCCUCCGUUCCGCAUCCCGGGCACCAGCCCUGCCUACAGCUUCGGGAUCGCAGGCUCAGGCUCCGGUGUUCCCUUUCACUGGCACGGCCCCGGUUUCUCCGAGGUGAUUUUUGGCAGGAAGCGCUGGUUCCUGUACCCCCCGGAUAAAACCCCCCACUUCCACCCCAACGAGACGACGCUGGCCUGGCUCCAGCACACGUACCCCACACUGCCCCCUGCCCAGCGCCCGCUCGAGUGCACCCUGCGCCCCGGGGAGGUCCUGUACUUCCCUGACCGCUGGUGGCACGCGACACUCAACCUGGACACCAGUGUCUUCAUCUCCACCUUCCUUGGGUAGGGCCAGGAAGGACAAGGAUGUGUCACCAUCAUCCUGGACACGGCAGGAAUUCCUGCCACCCUCAGGGAAAGGCAACUGGUUUGGGGACCAACUGCCUGAGAAAGUUCUGGGUUUUACUGGUCUUUUUCCUCCCCCUUGGAUUAAAGUUGUUCUACUGUA